AAGCAAAGAGCAGUAGAACCGGUUUCAGUUAUGUGUGCAGAUUGUCCAAUGGAACAUGGAACUUUUUUUAGCACUUAUAAUUUGUUGUUCUGUGCUAUGCACUAUAUUUUAAGAGAGAAUAAUCUGCUACCCAUUGCAUGCUGAUCUGACCAGGACACAAAGGGGAUGCCUCUUAUCUGGGAAUGAUGCGAAUGCCCUCGUGAAAACUCCGUAACUCAGAUAACAGGAUGGCCGGGAAGCCAUUCCGGGCUACAUUCAUCUGGAGCAGCAUCAUCACCAACCUCCAGUCGCAGGUCGAGGUCAAGAGGCGGCGCCAUAACCUCAAGUCCUACCCCGACUGCUUCCUGGGCUCCGAGGCCGUGGACGUGGUGCUGGCCCACAUUAUCCAGAGCAAGUUUUGCGGCGAUGAGGACGUGCCUCGCCCCAAAGCAGUGCGUCUCUGCCAGGCACUCAUGGAUUCGCGGGUCUUCGAAGCUGUGGACACGAAGGUGUUCGGGAAAGAGAAGAGGCAGGCCAAAUUCGAGGACAGCAGCUGCAGCCUGUACAGGUUCCUCAACAUGCCCAGUCCUACCAAAAAUACAAUGGAGAGUGGGUGCAGCUCACAUUGGAGUAGUAAACCUUCCAAAAGUGAAGAAGAACAGGAAUAUUCAAACAUCUCACCAGUGAAAACGGAUAAAUCCCUGGAGGACGUUUUAGGGAACCUAAACUCUAAUACAACCAUCACACCCCAGCUGAUGAAUCUGGGCCUAUCACAGGAGUUGGUAGAUGAGGUCUGGCAGCAGCAGACAACACUGAGACUGCUGCAGCUGAUUGAGCUUCCCUUGCUAGAAAGCCUUCUAGAAGGCAAGGAAAGCCCCCGUCCUCCUCUCCAUGGCAUGGACAGUGAUCCAGACCUCCUCUACACCAGCAACUAUGUGGACCGAGAGAUACUCAAAGCAUUCAGUGAAGCUCAGGCUGAUGACUGGCUGUCAGCAGCUGUGGACUGCCUGGAGUUCCUGCCUGAUCAGCUGGUGGUGGAGGUCAGCCGCGGGCUGGCUCGGUGUGCAGAGGACACGUCCCAGUACAAGCAGCUCCUGUAUGACAUCCUUGUCCAGCACUACGGCAAGACGGAGCACCCUCCGCUGCUCAGCAACCACAUCUUCGACAUCCACAGUGGCAUCUCGGAGUUGCUUGUUAACGGGAAGCAGGAGCAGGCCCUAGAGGCCUUGCAGCUGUGUCUCAAGCUCCAGGAUUCACGGAGCAGAGAGGAGCUCCGCAGACUUCUUCGCUUCAUGGCUCUCGCGAGCCGCCCACACAAGCUCAAACUACACAAAGAGAUAGAGAACAGGAUGGCAGUGAAGCGAGCGUUCUCUAGUGCUAUUGUGUACAGUGCCAAACUAGCCAAGGGAAAGGUGGAUCUUCUGGUGCUCUUCAUGAUGGACAAUCACUUGGACCUUUUCAAGAUUCCUGUAUCAUUGCACAAACUUGUUGGAGACAAACUGGCCAGCAUUAUCAAGGGGAAAGAUCCAGAUGUCAUUGUAGGCACAACUUACUGCAGACGCCUCACAGGAAGCGCAUAUGUGGAGACCAUCCAGAAAACCACUAAAGAGGAGCUAUGGUCUUUACUCAGGACUAUUCAAGAGAACUCCAGACUCUCUGUGAAAGAAAAGAGACGUCUGCUCGGACAAUUCUACAAAGGCCAUCCUGAAAUAUUUGUGCAAUAUUUUGGAAACCAAAUAGCCAGUGCUUAUUUGUAAAAGGUUGCUGAAAACUGUUUCACAAGAUGUACAAAGUGUCAUAUAAAUUCUGUAAAAAAAAACAAACUGUAAAUGUUGUAUAUACAUGUAAAUGUAAUUUACUUUUUUGUGUUAGCCUGUGCUAACAGAAAGGUCAAAGCAUGAAAACAUGCAGCAUUUUAAAUGCGUCUUAAAAUGUGAUGUAAAAAUGGUGUCUACAUUACAGUGUUUUUACACAAACACCUUUCUUAUUAUUAAAUUGUAUGAUAUAUUGGUUUGUCAAAUUAAUGAACCCUCAAUAAAUUAGCACCCUAUAUUAGAAUAGUUCUCUUGCAUAUCUAUGUCCUCUGCUUAAGCCAUUUGAUUUAAUGUAUAUUCACCUUCCUUUCCUGUACCACCUGUGCAUCUGAUGGGCAUGAAAGUCUUUCAGCAAUCUUAGCCAUUUCCUUUCUUAAUUCAAUAGCCAGUCAGGAGUUUCACCUCAAGCACAGAAAACCUUUAAAUCCCAAGUGUUUUCCAGGGAACCUCAAGGCAGAAACAUAUGAAAAAUGCAGUAAGACUUUAAUAAUAGUGCCAGGGGUGAAGCUUCAACUGCUACAGUCCAUGUACUAAAUUUGCUCUGUUACACCUGAAUGAAGUUUGCAAAACAUCUCUAGAACCAUGAAAACAUGAAAUCCAAGUAGCUAGCCCAGACAUUACAUCACAAAAGAUCCCCACAGAAACUCCAGCAAGUAGAGCAAUGGCAGAAGAGCAUGAAAUGCACAUGGCCCAUCUAUUCCAGCCAGGCAGAAAGCCAUCUGCCAGUUUUGAAAGGGUCAGAAGUUCUGCGUAUCCUGCCAGAGAUGAACGUAUCCUUUGUCGGGUUGCAACUGAGAUGGAGCUUGGAAUGUGAAUAUUGGAAUAUUAGAAUUGCCUGAA
Electrophorus electricus (electric eel) is the source of this 2633-nucleotide messenger RNA. It is a transcript of the gene depdc7a, whose product is annotated as DEP domain containing 7, paralog a. Gene Ontology annotation, biological process: intracellular signal transduction. The record is from RefSeq and is a predicted model, not a curated record. Lineage: Eukaryota; Metazoa; Chordata; Actinopteri; Gymnotiformes; Gymnotidae.